Thunnus maccoyii (southern bluefin tuna) is the source of this 2415-nucleotide messenger RNA. It is a transcript of the gene eme1, whose product is annotated as essential meiotic structure-specific endonuclease 1. NCBI's taxonomy places the organism in Eukaryota, Metazoa, Chordata, Actinopteri, Scombriformes, Scombridae. The transcript has 10 exons. Gene Ontology annotation, molecular function: nuclease activity; DNA binding. The record is from RefSeq and is a predicted model, not a curated record. Gene Ontology annotation, cellular component: nucleus; Holliday junction resolvase complex. Gene Ontology annotation, biological process: resolution of meiotic recombination intermediates; mitotic intra-S DNA damage checkpoint signaling; replication fork processing. Bases 394 to 2094 code for a protein of 566 amino acids.
CUUGCAACCCGGGGAAAUCAAAUGAGUUUUCUUCCCAACAGAAAGACGAGAGUUUACAUUGUCUUCGUCGAUCUAAGUAAAUGAUCCCUAGCUAGUGCAAGUAGCUAGUAUUUACCUACAUAUCUAGCUUUUUAAUUAACUGUAUGCGAGAUUUCGAAGAAAGUGAGUACGCAAACCAAAGUAGUAAAUCGCUUCCAGCUAACGAAUGUCUGCUAAUUUCAAUUAAGUGGUGGGAGGCAACCAGCAGUGUGCACCGAUUAUAAAACUGCAAUUAUAUUGAAAUCCAUUCUGCAUGGUGGAUUAUCUGUAUGCCGAACUGACCAGAAUACCUAUACCUGUUGAGAGGCUUUAUGUCAUGGGCUGGCAGUAACUUCAGUUUGGACAUGACAGAACAUGGGCAGCUACAGUGACUUCAGCAGUGACCUCGAAGAGGAGUUGCCUGUGUUUGACUUCCUCCAGCCCGGUCGACACCUCAGCCAAGCCUCCCAGAGCCACGGGGAGAAAGCAGACUUGGUCGACCUGGAUGACUCUGAUGCAGAAGAAGGAGCCACCUCUGUGCCAGCCUUUGCAAAGGGCAAUGUGGGUACAGAUGAUGUAAUGAUGAUCACUAGUGAUUCUGAUGACGACGCACCGUAUGUCCCUCUGGCACAGAGACUCAAACAGAGACGAGACAAUGUGAUUAGUGCCUCCUCCACUAUUACUAAUGGAAAAGAUGCUGAGCAGUGUUUACCAUCCAAUCUAGCGAGCUCACAACUCUCUCACCAGGAUGGCUUUCCAGAAUCAGAGCCCCCGCUUCCGCUCAGCUUCCGUCAGGUGAGAACAGAGAGCCAGAGAGCCUCGGAUGGCCCAGACGAGGCGGCUUCCCUUCAGUGGUGGCUCCUUCCAAAGCCGCUUUCUGGCACUGGGAGCACAGACAUCUCUUCUGCCAAUAGGAAACCUGCCAAGCGUACGGCGGAGGAGAUCCAGGGCUCCAGGGAGGAGGCUCUGAGAAGGAAGCAAGCCAGGGAGAGACAGCGGCAGGACAAGGAGGUGCUUAGGCAGGAACAAGAGAGACAGAAAGCAGAGAAGAAAGCUCUGGCAGAAGCUGCCAAGGCCCUGAGGCCAGAGGAGUGUAUCAAGCACAUGGUGGUGGUUGUGGACCCAGCUCUGUUACAGCUGGAAGGAGGUGGGACUCUGCUGGCGUCAGUGCAGGCUCUGGGUUGUAGCUGCGCCAUAGAGAAACAACCCCUCCCACGCAGUGUCAGCUGGAUGAGGAAGACUCCCUGUGCACAGCCAGAUGAUGGAGCGUGUGUACCAGAGGCGCAUGUUGUGAUGCAGAUGACAGCUGAUGACUUCAUCGCUCUGAUCCACAGCUACACUCAGGAGGAGAGGCAUGGCAUGUCAGACUGUGGUCCCACUCUGACGUCCUGGGUGCAGGCACAGCAGAGGCGUCACCCUGAUAAGAUCCUCAGCCUGGUGGUCAUCGACCUGGAGAAAUACUUCAGGUCCCAGAAGUCUCAAAGCCAGAAGAAGUUUCGAGAGGCCGUGGCCGGUGGGAAGCAAGUGAAGAAGAGGAGGAAGAAUGGUGGAGUGGAGGCGCUGCCUGAGGUGUCGCGAGUUGAAGUAGAGGAGGCUGUGGUGCAUCUCCAGCUGCACACUGGCAUCGCAGUUCGCUUCUUGUCCACCUGGAAGGAUUUCUCGGAUCACAUCACCAUGACGACCAAAGCGGUUGCAGAGGCUCCUUUCAAGCGAGAGAGGGAGAAGACGGGCUUCUCUUUCUACCUUGAGAGUGAGUGGGCGGGGGGGCAGCGGGUGGAUAAAGCUGGGAAAGGGCUGCUGCAGGUGUGGAAGAGACAGAUCCAACAGUUCAACAGAGUCAGUCCAGACAUGGCCUCAGCCAUCCUGGCAGUUUAUCCCUCCCCACAGCUCCUCAAGAAGGCUUACAGUCUUUGCAAGACUGACAGAGAGAAGAUCUCCCUGCUGUCGGACCUUCUGAUUCGCAGAGGAGAGGGCGUCACCUCCACGACUCGACGGGUGGGUCCGGAGCUCUCCAAACGCCUCUUCCUCAUAAUGAACUCCUGCGAUGCUGAGCAGACUCUGGACUCCACUGUCUGACCUUUUUUUCCAGAGAACUUGACCUGACAGUUUGUAAUCUUGUUCCCCACAGCUCUCUACUGUGGCGGUUUCUGUUCACAACAGUACAUUUGGCACUAAGUUGUUGCAAUACCUUUUUUAAAUGUAUAUAAAUAUUUUAUAAAAAUCUUAUGUUUUAUAAAAAUGUAUCAGCUUUGAAGAGGAUUGUCAUUAAGUAAUCAUUUUUAUGAAACAUCAGAUAUUAUUAAGGGAAAUUCAAUUUUUUAAAAUCAGAUUCGGGAAUUUGCAACUCUGGCAAACCCCCCCCCCCCCAAAAAAAAAACAAACAAACAUAAAUUGGGC